Molecule: messenger RNA, 1520 nt
Organism: Rhagoletis zephyria (snowberry fruit fly)
Lineage: Eukaryota; Metazoa; Arthropoda; Insecta; Diptera; Tephritidae
Product: zinc carboxypeptidase-like
Biological process (GO): proteolysis
Molecular function (GO): zinc ion binding; metallocarboxypeptidase activity
Source: RefSeq, a predicted model, not a curated record
CAGAUCAGUUUCUUACAGCGUGGCUCAGCCGGCAGACAUGUUUUCGAAAAUGCGAUCAAUUAAUUCUAAUAUAUUAUGGUUUAUUGCUUUUGUGGCACUCUUUGAGAUAAAUGCAAUCAAGCCGGUUUUGAGCUAUGAGGAAGGCGAGGACUUUAUUAAAUCCUAUCCCAAUAUUGCUCGAUAUGAUCACUAUAGAGUUUAUCACGUGGAGUUGUCUACGGAACAGCACGUUGCCCUAUUCCAAGAAUUAGAGGAAAAAAGUGACAGCUGCACAUUUUAUGGCCAUGCAAGGCAUCCGCAACAAAAAUUAACCAUCAUGGUGGCCGCCCAUAAAAUAGCCGACUUUGCUGAUUUGCUGCAAACUUAUAAAGUUAAUCAUCAUGUGCUGAGCUACAAUUUUCAAGAAAUUGUUGAUCGGAAUCUUAAAGAAGUGCUCCCCAAGGAUAUCAAUCCGAGAAAUAUGGACUGGCUGCACUACUUUCAUCUCGAAACUAUUUAUUCGUGGAUGGAGUUAUUAGCUGAGGAAAAUCCCAAAGAUCUAACUAUUAUAAACAUGGGAGAAAGUGCCCAAGGUUUGCCGAUCAAAGGAUUAAGUCUUAAAAAAAAUAAAAACAAUGGAACAGCGACAAUAUUUGUUGAAAGUGGCAUACAUGCUCGUGAGUGGAUAGCACCGGCAACAGCAAAUUAUAUCAUCAAUGAACUUCUCUUGUCGAACGAUACAAAGAUCCAGAAGUACGCGAACGAAUAUAAUUGGAUUAUCUUCCCCGUAGUUAAUCCAGAUGGAUACAAAUAUACCUUCGAAGGUGAUCGUAUGUGGCGUAAGAAUCGUGAAAUUUUCGGAAUUUGUCGCGGAGUGGAUUUAAACAGAAAUUAUCCAUUUCACUGGAACACUACAGGCACCAGCGGCGACCCGUGCCGAUAUGAUUAUUCAGGUCCUGCUGCUGCCAGUGAAACGGAAACUAAGAGACUUAUCAAAUUUGUUCAGGAAAACUUACUUAGCGAAAAUAUAAAAACAUACAUCGCUUUACACUCCUAUUCACAAAUGAUUAUGUUUCCGUACGGGCAUACAGCAGAUCGCGUGGAAAACUAUGAUGAUCUCACAGCGAUUGGGAAAAAAGCCAGUGAAAAGAUUAAACAAGUAUCCGGUCGUAUAUACAAAAGUGGCAGUAUAUAUGAAACCAUAUAUCCAUCCAGUGGCGGCUCAAAAGAUUGGGCCCAUGGCGUGUUGAAGAUCCCCAUCACAUUUUCAUUUGAACUGCGAGGUCCGCCCGAUAGUAAGGAUUUAUUUAUUUUACAAGCCGCAGAAAUAAAACCAACUGCCGAAGAGGCAUUUGCAGCAAUUAUUACGAUUGUGGAAGAGUCGGAGUCAAGAGGAUAUUAUUCUCUAAAUUAAAGGAUAAUUCAAUAUUCAUUGAUUUAUUAAAAUACAUAAUUUUUCAUAAUUUAACAAUUAGAUUCUGAUAUUUACACUGUAAGAGCACUUACAAAUUUAAAUGCAAUAAAUAAAUAUAAUCAAUCUA